Messenger RNA from Moneuplotes crassus, 3853 nucleotides. Lineage: Eukaryota; Ciliophora; Spirotrichea; Euplotida; Euplotidae. The record is from the annotation of a GenBank genome assembly.
AUGGAAGACACCAAACAAAAUGACGAGUUAACCAACAUAAGUGGUGACAAAGAAGCUCCGAAGAAUGAUGAACCCCUACCGAAAGCAAGCAUAUCGGAGAUCUAUAAGUACCUAAGUGGACCUUAUAAAAUGCUGUUCUUUAUUGGGUCUGUAUCUGCGUUUUUUGGAGGAUUUAAUUUCCCACUUUGCACCUACAUCGUUCAGAGAAUAUUCGACCGAAUGGGAGGAGGCGAUCUCGACUACGUUCACGGUAAAAUGGUGGACAACUCCUGGUUCUUUACAGCCAUUGCGGUCAUGUCCUUCUUUGCAAAUUUCACUCAUUACGUAUGCUUUACUAUGGUCGGACAAAAGCUAGGCUUUGAAUUAAAAUGGAGAUAUCUACGAGCUAUUCUUAGACAAGACACUAAUUGGUUUGAAAGUCAAAAUAUUGAGGGUAUUCCAUCUACUUUCCAUAAAAACAUGAAAGAAAUCGAAACUGGACUUGGCAGAUGUGUAGGAUUUAUCAUAUAUGCUAUUGGAUCAUAUUUAUGUGGAAUAGGAAUCACUUUUGCAAUAGGAUGGAUUUACUUGUUCUGUCUCUUUGGAGUUGUUGCUUAUUCAACAGUACUGUUCAAUUAUGUUGAAGCUACUCUUCACAGUGUUCAAAACCUCAUCGAUAGUACUUUCGUUCAAGGAGGUAUCCAGGCAGAAGAGACUUUUAACUCUAUUAAAGUUAUCAAAGCCUUUAGACAAGAAAAGAACUGUUCAGAUCAGUUCCUCAGUCACUUAGAAAGCAACAAUAGUGAAGUAUUAGGCAAAUCUUGGAGCUAUGGAGCAGCAUUUGCUCUGCUAGAGACAAUAGCAUACCAUUUCACUUGAUAUGCAUUCGUAAUUGGAGGUUUCUUUGUUUCAGAAGAUGUUCACAAUUCAUUCCCAGAUGAACCAUAUACUGGAGGUGAUAUAUUUUCAUGCAUUAGCUUUUUGUGUGGAAAUUACUUCUUUUGCAAUUCACUGAGAAACAUGUUCUUCUUCGGUAAAGGAAGAGAGGCAGCAUAUCCAAUAUUACAAUUGAUAGAUAAAGUCCCAGAAAUUUCCUUAGAUGAUGAUACUACUUCUGAUAUUAACGAGUUGUCUGGUGACAUUCAGCUGAACAAUAUCGUAUUCAAGUACCCUGGCACCACUAAAAAUGCUUUGGAUAGAAUUUCAAUCCACAUCAAAAAAGGCCAAACACUUGGAAUUAUUGGGCCAACUGGAUCAGGAAAAUCAACAAUUGCUAAGCUUUUAGAAAGAUUUUAUGAUCCAACUGAAGGUGAAGUUCUGAUCGAUGGACAAAAUCUCAAGUCGAUUAAUUUGAGAAAGUAUAGACAUUUAAUUGGGUAUGUUGGCCAAGAACCUUGUCUUUUCAAUGAAACUAUUAGAGAGAAUCUUCAGAACUCUUACCCAGGUGCAACUGAGGAAGACAUCAUCAAUGCUCUUAAGAAAGCUCAUGCAUGGAACUUUGUUAAACAUCUUGAAGAUGGUAUUGACCACAAUGUUGGAGCUGUCGGAAGUAAGCUGUCAGGAGGACAGAAGCAAAGAAUAGCAAUUGCUAGAGCACUAGUCAGAAAUCCUCAACUUCUAAUUUUUGAUGAAGCAACAAGUGCUCUUGAUUUUGAGAGUGAGAGGAAAGUGCAAGAAGCAAUCGACUCGAUUGAAGGAGACUCCAUCACAAAAGUUGUGAUUGCUCAUAGACUCACAACUGUAAAGGAUGCAGAAAAUAUCAUUGUCCUUGAAGAUGGAAAGAUUGCUGAACAAGGAGAUCAUGAAGAUCUUAUGAGAAUUAAUGGAAUCUAUGCUGAAAUGAUCGGUAUUCAGCUAGAAGCAAAUAGGACUGAAGAAGCUCUGAAUCUCAAUGAAAAACAUAAAGAUAUUGUAUCAAGCAGCGAUGGGAAUGAUAAUGAACAGUUUGAAAGGACAGAGUCAGAUGAAGUAGCUUUGCUUAGUUCUCAUAUGAGGUCGAGGAGACAGUAUGUGGAUCAGGAUGAGUCACAGACUUCUGAAGGAUUAUUCUCGUUUUUAGGGCAUGUCUAUGUAUAUGCAGCACCGAAAUGGUACAUACCGUUGAUAUGUAUUUCAGCUACCCUUGUUGCAGUGACUUUGAUAGUAAUGCCUUAUCCCUUAGGAAAAUUCCUGUUCACAGCCUUAGGAACCACUAGUACUGGAGCUGAUGUCAAGCAGGACAUGGCAAUCUACCUUCCAAUUAUUUUUGGAAUGGGGAUACUUGCUGCAAUUUUCCAAUUUUGUACAAGAUCAUUGUUGCAUAUAGUCAACACAAAUUUACUUCAAGGAGCACGGAAGUUUGUCUAUAAUCAUGUCUUAAGACAGCCUAUUGAGUUCUUUGAUCAUAAGAACCAUAAUACUGGAAAUUUAACCGCCAUUCUUUCUUCAAGUACAAGAGAAUUAAACGGAGCUGCUGUUGAGUUGUACUUAUUCAUUUUCCAAUCGAUGGCCAGUAUGGUCGGUGGAAUGAUCUUUGCUUUUAUCUUUGAAUGGAAUAUGGGAAUAUUAUUCUUAUUCAUUAUUCCAGUCUCAUGGAUCUCUAUGGGUGCAACCUUUGCGUUGCAAUCUAGCUCUCAAAGUAGUUAUGAAGAGACUAUCAGUAAGCAAGAAAAGAUGAUAUCAGAUUACAUCAUGAACUACCAUACAGUUUUAUCUCUUGCAAAUGAAGAUACUAUUAUCUCUCGGUACUUUAGCCGUGAUAACUCUCAAGAAAUUGAAUAUAAAGCUAACAAAGCUGAUUUAUUCGAAGCUUUAGGCCCUGGAUUUGUGUAUGGAUUUGGAACUUCAUUCUUCAUCCUCUCAUUUACUUUUGUUGGAUUAGUAUCUGCUCAUAACGUUAAGCAUGGUCAUGAGGGAGAAGACCAAUUAAGAUGCACUCUGUGAUUCUGGUAUGCAUUCUUGACAGUAUCAUACCUGAUGAGCAAUCCUCCAGAUUUCGGAAAGAGUCUUCAAGCCGUGAAAAAGAUAUUUGGACUUAACAGAUAUGCUGAAGAAGGAGAGCCUGACUGUCCUAUUAAGAAUGGAGACGCUGACUUAGGGUCUGAAGGAGUCUCCGGAGCUAUUGAGUUCCAUCAUGUUUAUUUCAGAUACCCGAGCGCUCGGACGGACAAAUGGGUCUUACAAGACUUCAAUCUCAAGAUCAACGAGGGAGAAAGUAUUGGGCUUGUCGGAGAAUCUGGAUGUGGAAAGAGCACAAUUGCAGCUCUACUUUUCAGAUUUUAUGAGCCACAAUCUGGACAUAUCACCAUUGGAGGGAGAAAACUAGAUGAGUUCACUUUAUCCUCUGUCAGAGCUCACUUCGGAUAUGUUCAGCAAGAGCCAAUUCUGUUCAAUACAACAAUUAUGGAAAAUAUCUGAUUUGGCAAACCCCAUGCUACUUGUGAUGAGAUUAAGCUUGCAGCAAAAGUUGCCAACUGAGAGGAAUUUAUUAGAAAGAAAGAUUUUGAGGGUCAAGAUACCUCAGAAAAUGACCUAACUGAUGAAUUUACCAAUGAUACCAGAUAUAGCGAACUUGAUGAUGGAUACAGAGCAGUUUGCGGUUCCAAAGGUGACAGACUUUCAGGAGGUCAGAAACAAAGAAUUGCUAUCGCUCGUGCUGUUAUCGAUGAUCCAAAAUUCCUGAUUCUUGACGAAGCAACCUCAGCUCUAGAUGAAAGCGCCCAGAAAGUAGUUCAAGAAUCCUUAGAUGAAAUCAUGACUCAGAGAACUUCUAUAGUAAUUGCCCAUCGCAGAAGUACUCUUUCUAAAUGCAAGAGAAUCGUCACUAUAGAAAAUGGCAUUAUUGUCAGGGAUGUCUACACAAACCAAUAAUAAAUUAAUUAUUCAAGGUCUUAGA